Acanthosepion pharaonis is the source of this 468-nucleotide messenger RNA. Lineage: Eukaryota; Metazoa; Mollusca; Cephalopoda; Sepiida; Sepiidae. The record is from the annotation of a GenBank genome assembly.
AUGUCUUUCUCUCUCUCUCCCUCUCUCUCUCUCUCUCUUUCUCUCUCUCUCUCUCUCUCUCUGUGUCACCGUUUACUCUCAUACUUUACUACUCACUCUCUCUGUCUCUCUGUCAAUCUCUACACACACUUCACUACUUAUACAAUUACUACUUUCUCUGUCUCUCUUUCUCCCUCUGUUUCUGUCUCUGUCUCUGUCUGUCUGUCUGUAUCUCUCUCUCUCUCUCUCUCUGUCACCUUCUUUCUAAUGGUAGUUCUCCUCCUCCUUCUCCUCCUGCACUUUAUUUCCCUUCUUUUUCUAUCCCGCCUCUGCUUAAGCCCUCCUCCUUUUUCUUUCCCAAUCUCUCUUUCUCUCUUGCUUUCGACUCGUCAACAGGAAAUUUAUAUUCAUGUCACAUUUUCUUUCGAGCACAUCUCUCUCUCUCUCUCUCUCUCCCUCUCUCUUUCACUCACUUAUGCUCGAGUAUAG